AUGACCUCGUACGGCCAUCUGUUACCACCUUCAUGGAAGGCACAAGUCACUGCUUGGCUAGCUGAAGAUGCGCCGUCUUUUGACUACGGGGGAUUCGUAGUAGGAGAGGCGGAACGCGAGGCAUUCCUGUUCGGCAAGGGCAAACAAACAGCAGUGCUUGCAGGCACUCCCUUCUUUGCAGAGGUCUUCGAGCAAUUGGGUUGCCGAGUGCAAUGGCACGUUCAGGAGGGCGACUCUUUCGAACCAGUAAAACACGUCGCUACCGUUCGCGGUAAGGCAAGGCACCUACUCUUGGGAGAGCGAGUAGCCUUGAAUGUCCUCGCUCGAUGCAGCGGAAUCGCUACCAAAUCGAAGGCUUAUCUGGAUGCUGCUCGGAGCUAUGGUUACCAAGGAAUCAUAGCAGGAACACGAAAGACAACUCCAGGCACGGAAUCAGCAUUGCUUCGCUUCCGGUUGGUCGAAAAGUAUGGCAUGCUUGUCGGUGGCAUCGAUCCCCAUAGACAUGAUCUGUCCAGCAUGAUCAUGUUGAAAGACAAUCACAUUUGGUCCUCAGGCUCGAUCACUGCCGCCAUCCAAAAGGCGCGAAAAGUAGGAGGUUUUAGCCUUCUCCUUGACGUAGAAGUGCGAUCCGAGGAGGAAGCAGAUGAAGCCAUUGAUGCUGGAGCGGAUAUAAUCAUGCUCGACAACAUCGAAGGCGAUCAGCUUGCGCCUGUCGCCAGCAGGCUGAAGAUCAAGUGGUCUGGGAAACGCAAAUUUCUGUUCGAGUCGAGCGGCAACAUAACGGAGGCAAACCUACGAGAACGAGCAAUCCCUGAAAUUGACAUCCUAAGCACGAGUGCCGUACACCAAUCCGUGCAGCACAUAGAUUUUAGCUUGAAGAUCCAAAUGUAG
This is a messenger RNA of Punctularia strigosozonata HHB-11173 SS5, 891 nucleotides long. RefSeq lists its product as uncharacterized. The transcript is spliced from 5 exons. Gene Ontology annotation, biological process: quinolinate catabolic process; NAD+ biosynthetic process. Lineage: Eukaryota; Fungi; Basidiomycota; Agaricomycetes; Corticiales; Punctulariaceae. The coding region runs from base 1 to 891 and encodes 296 amino acids. Gene Ontology annotation, cellular component: cytoplasm. The record is from RefSeq and is a predicted model, not a curated record. Gene Ontology annotation, molecular function: nicotinate-nucleotide diphosphorylase (carboxylating) activity.